Messenger RNA from Exserohilum turcica Et28A, 3102 nucleotides. RefSeq lists its product as uncharacterized. The transcript is spliced from 6 exons. The record is from RefSeq and is a predicted model, not a curated record. Bases 169 to 2976 code for a protein of 935 amino acids. Gene Ontology annotation, molecular function: transcription cis-regulatory region binding; DNA-binding transcription factor activity, RNA polymerase II-specific; zinc ion binding. Gene Ontology annotation, cellular component: nucleus; cytosol. Lineage: Eukaryota; Fungi; Ascomycota; Dothideomycetes; Pleosporales; Pleosporaceae. Gene Ontology annotation, biological process: Mo-molybdopterin cofactor biosynthetic process; regulation of DNA-templated transcription; DNA-templated transcription.
CCCCGAGCUCGCGUCUUCUAUGAUGUAUCCAAAAUUAUAGCAUGUAUUAUCCGACCGUCGCUCUUGCGGCAGACUGCGGAACAUUAUUAUUCCUGACAGAAAUUUUCGACUCUCAUGGGCUUUCGCUCUGUGGCUACGACAUAUUGCUAACGCUGUCUACUAGGCAUCAUGGCACCUGCCAAAGCGCCUGCGGGGCACUUCUCAAUCCUCUACUUUGCCGCCGCUUCGACGUUUACGGGCAAGACGAGCGAGCACUUGCCUGCGCCAGUGCAGGUCGGCAGCCUCUUCGCGGUGCUUGAAGACAGGUACAAGGGCAUCGAGGAGAAGGUGCUGAGCAGCUGUGCGCUGACAGUGAACCUGGAGUAUGUGGACAUAGCCGACGAUGCAGACAGGCAGAUCGGGGAGGGGGACGAGGUUGCCAUUAUUCCACCUACGUCGGGCCAUCCCUACUACCUUCCAUCGCCCACCGCUCAACACCAUUCCCAGGCCCAGCAGCCCCCGCAGCUCUCACAGCUAUCGCAGCCCGCCCCACUCGCAAACAUACUCGAUCCCGCCCUCGAACAGACGUCGCCCACCGGCCCCGAGGCGUCGCAUGACGAUGACGAGCACGAAGACGAAGGCGACCACGAUGGCGUCCAUGAUACUCCGGGCUCUGUCAAGUCCCCGGCCGACCUGAAGCGCCCCAGGGCAUGCGAUUCGUGUCGAGGGCUCAAGGUGCGCUGUGACCAAGAACGGCCAGACCUAUCAUGUAGACGAUGCGCCAAAGCAGGGCGGCCAUGCAUCACGACGCCCCCAACACGCAAGCGCCAGAAGAAGGCCGACAGCCGGGUGGCUGAGCUGGAGCGCAAAAUCGACGCGUUGACUGCGACUUUGCACGCGCAAAAGGCCGGAGGGCCGGACAUGAGGCAUCACGGAGGUUUCCCACACCACGAAGGCGCUACGAACAUGGCACCCAUGCCUGCAGAAGGUUCCUCUCGGCUAGGAAGUCAGCAGCAGGACUGGUCUAACUCAGCAGCAGGCAGAUACCCAAAUAUUCCUCCUGGGUACGGCCCGGCACAGAACAUACAGCGAGGCCCUGAGCCAAAGCGGAGGAAGCUGGAUAAUGUGCAUCCUACGAUCCCCGAAGAUAUGGAUGCCAUACAUCGUGACCUUGCCGAACAUCCCGAAAUGAAACGUACGAGCAAGAGCAAAAUUCACGCCGACCAUUCCCAUAUCAAUCCCCUUAUUGACAGCCUCAUGACGCCCGAAAUUGCAGAGCGUGUCUUUGUUCGCUACAUAAACGAAAUCUGUCCGCACUUUCCGGCAGUGCCUAUUGCUCCGGGUACUACAGCCCGUGAGGUCCGGGAAAAGAAGCCACUUCUGUUCCUUUCCAUCAUAGCUGGAUCUUCUCAUGGAAGCGCAGAGCAACUUGUCUCACAAGAGGUUCAGCGGGAGUUGACGGGGCUCCUCAAGGAUCAGCUUGCUGACCUGAUCUGGCGCAACGGAGAAAAGUCGCUCGAGAUUGUGCAAGCAUUGCACAUCGCCGUGCUUUGGUACCGCCCGCCUCUCCACUUUGAGCAGCACAAUUUUUACAUGAUGGUGAAUUGCGCUGCCGUCAUGGCUCUUGACCUCGGUCUAGGAAGAAAGGCGACGCCGAAUGUUAUGAAAGUUUCGGGUGGCAACUUCAAGACAUUCCACCCUGACUCGAACAGCGUUGAAGCGAGGAGGACCUUUCUUGUAUGUUACUACCUUUGCAUGAGCAUUACCAUGAUCCUACGACGACCAAUCUUGCUGCGCUGGACCAAUUUCAUGGCAGACAGCAUCCGCCUUCUUGAGACUUCUCCCGAGGCCCUUCCGUCAGACAAAUUGCUUUGCCAACAAGUCAAGCUGGCGCACAUUGGAGAAAAGAUAUCGGUCGAGUUUUGCAUGGACGACCCUUCGAUAGAGGUGACCAUUUCUGAUCCCAAAGUCAUCUACGCUCUGAAGAUUUUUGAGAACGAGCUGAACACGCUCAGAGAGGAGAACAGCGCUCUUGGCGAUGUUGAUCCUACUCUACGACUGGGCGAACACGUUACAAAUCUCUAUCUGCACGAGAUUGCCCUCCACCAGAACCAGGGCUGCGCUGAUUUACAACCACCCUACACGUCGGAUACUAUAUCUACGAACGUGGCUUUGGGGACUAAGAAGGAUUCUCCUGUUGGCCCAGCCCAUAUCGGUGCUUUGGGUGAAUGUCUCACAGCCACGCACGGCAUACUCGACACAAUAUUAAGCAUUGAGCUCGAUAUUCUUCUGACUCUGCCUGUUAUAUUCUGUGUACGAGCUAUCUAUGCAAUAGUAUGUCUGAUGAAGAUGUGGGUAUCCGUAACAAGCUCUGGUGAAGUGGGCAGCAUCAUCAAGAAGGAGGACCUGCAGAUCGAGGCGUACACGGAACAGCUAGUGUCGAUGUUCGACGCCAUUGUCUCUCGCGAUGGUCAAUCACCCCAUGGCAAAUUCUACUUCGUCGCCAAGCGCCUCCAGGAACGCUUUGCACGUAUCAAAGCAGGGGCCAAUGAACAGCAGCCAGAAGCCGAGUACGAAUCCAGGCGCAACUCAAACCCGUCCCACAAUGCCUCGACUCAUCAAUCCUCUGCAAAACAAACACCGCUUCAUCUUCUCUCCGAAGUUGCAAUGGGAAGUAGCAACAAUGGUGCCCAGCAACAACAGCAAACACCAGCGCAAUCUCAGUCCCAGCAACAGGCUCAGGCAGCUUUGCAAGCGCAUGCGCAGCAUUCGCAGCAGGCCAUGCAGUCAAACUGGUAUCCCAAUAUGCCAAGCCAGCCUACGGCAGAUAUGAUGGGCAUGGGCGCACAAGCCCCCUUUGAUAUGAAUUUUGACUUUACGCAAUUUGACCUGGGCACUGGUUCAGACGCAGAUCUAUCUGCUCUGUUCAUUCCAGAUUCAAUGGUAAUGUGGGCGUAUCCGCCGGACCAGAAUAUGCAAAGAUACACUGGGUUUUAGUCAUGAUGUUUCAUCAGGCUUGAACACAGGUCAUCUCGAUGCAUUACGUGAGUAUAAACAAAACAUUGGAGGUAUUUCUGGCUUUUGGCGCUUAGGCGGACAUGGUUGUUGACGCUUGUAUCAUUA